GUCUUUGCUUUGGGAGGUUCGGGGGAGGAGAGACUUCACCAGGGGCAGGAGGUAUUUACCCCCCCUCCCCUCCCCUCCCCCGAAACUCCUCUCCGUGGGGGAAGAGUUGGGAGCGAGCCCCGGGCUAGGGGCUGCCUGCAGGCCUCACGGCGCUAACCAGGCCCGCCCGGCGUUUUGUAUUUGUAAUGAUUCCCACCCCUCCCCGUUCCCCCUCUUUGCGCUUAUGGGCUAAUUACUGCUACUCCGUGGGGAGGGGGGAACGGAAACUUUCCACUUGUUACAGGGCUUUGCCGGGGAUUUCGGGAGUUGGGCGAUGGGUGUGCCUUUCCCCCUGCCCCAGUUACAGCUCUGCAUGUCCAGGCAACCGGGUACCGACAGCCCUCCAGCUGCAAGCUGUCAACCUGAUGAGAUUAUUUGCCAACAAUGAGUAUUCUCUUUGAGAGGAAAUGAUUUCAUCAGCAGAUACAGAGCAGGCAUUGAAAUAUACAAAGAUUUCAGUGGUGUUACCAUCAAUAGUUGUUGGGUGUGAAAAUCCUUGAAAACGAUUGAGUAACUGGAAAUAAAAACAUUUUCUGAUAGAUUUCCUUUGACGAGGUUCAUCAUGACUACAUCAGCUAUUAGACGGCAGAUGAAAAACAUAGUGAAUAAUUAUUCUGAAGCUGAAAUUAAAGUGCGUGAGGCGACCUCCAAUGACCCCUGGGGACCUUCUAGUUCUUUAAUGACUGAAAUUGCAGAUCUAACUUACAAUGUUGUGGCAUUUUCAGAAAUAAUGAGUAUGAUAUGGAAGCGUCUUAAUGAUCACGGCAAGAAUUGGCGACAUGUUUACAAGGCUCUGACGCUGUUAGACUAUAUGAUAAAAACUGGAUCUGAAAGAGUUGCACAACAGUGCAGAGAAAACAUAUUUGCCAUUCAGACCUUGAAAGACUUUCAGUACAUUGAUCGUGAUGGCAAAGAUCAAGGCAUAAAUGUACGUGAGAAGUCAAAGCAGCUUGUAACUUUGUUGAAAGAUGAUGACCGGCUUAAGUCAGAGAGAACGCAGGCUCUUAAAACAAAAGAACGUAUGGCUCAAGUAGCCACAGGAGUAGGAAGCAAUAAUCAAAUUACUUUUGGUCGUGGGUCUAGCCAGCCUAACCUGUCCACCAGUUAUUCAGAACAUGAGUAUGGAAAAUCAGGAGGAUCACCCGCUUCAUAUCAUGGUUCAACCUCUCCACGAGCUUCUUCAGAGUUGGAACAAGCCAGACCACAAACGAGUGGGGAAGAAGAACUUCAACUACAGUUGGCUUUAGCCAUGAGUAGGGAAGCAGCAGAACAGGAGGAUCGCCUUCGCCGUGGUGAUGAUCUUAGACUUCAGAUGGCCUUGGAGGAGAGUCGCAGAAAUUCGUCUGUAUUAGCAGGCAGCACUGCUCCGAAGAAGAAGAAGGCAUCAAUGGUUUCUCUUAUGGAUCCCACUCCAGCAGCAACGUCGAAGAAAAAUGGACUCUGGGAAAUAUCUGUGAGACCGGUUCUAAUGGACAAAACUGAUCCCUGGGGAGGAGCAGGUAGCCCAGUAGCUUCUGACCCAUGGCAAUCACUUGAUUCCAAACCGACUGCCGCUAUUGAUCCUUGGGGUGCUUCUACUUCAUCUGCGCCACAAACACUUAAUAAAAGUGUAGACCCAUGGACUUCACAGACCACAUCUGCUGCUGUGGCAUCUUCAACUGAUCCCUGGGUAUCAGGUCCAUCAGCUGAUUCUGUUUCUGGGAGUACAGCUUUUGACCCCUUCAGUGCGUUAAAUGGUGCGGUAAAAGAUGACUUUGCUGAUUUUGAGGAACUCCGGGCUAAUUCAAAAAAGCCAGGUGAGACCGAUGUGUUGGGAGGAAGUUCCAGACCAAGUGGUUCAAUUAGCCCAGAUCUCCUUGACACUCAACUCAGUAGUUCAGCACCAGCAAAACAGACUACAGCUCGGAAAACUCCAGAAUCCUUUUUGGGCCCUAAUGCAGCUUUAGUGAAUCUGGAUUCUUUGGUAUCCAAACCUAUCCAACCUUCCAGUACAUCUAAUCCUUUUUUGGCUUCAGGUUCAGCUCCAGUCCAGACCACUCAGAUAAAUCCCUUUCAAGUUAACCAGCCACAACCUCCUACUCUGAACCAAAUGCGAGCAAGUCCUUUGAUGGCCACAGGACAGUCUACAUUUGGUACUAUACCUUCAGUUAAUAUGGAGACUACACUCACUUCCAUGUCAGCACCAGUGGCAAUGGGCAUGGUUCCAGUGCCAGUGAUUGGUAGGAUGGGUACACCAAUGAACAUUACUGGAACAAUGCCCCAGACACUUGUAUCUACAGGCAUUCCUCCGCCUACAUCCCAGCCCUCUACAACUAACCCUUUCCUAUUAUAAAAGACCAGAGGAGAUAUCUUCAUUUGAGUGAAAACCAUGACAGGAGUUUGGUUAGUUGUGUUAAAUGUAGUCUAGACUACAUUUAAGGGCAUGGUGAGGAAACCUUCACAGUAGGUUUGAGUUUUGCUGUGUUGGCUUUUAUGAAGUACAUAUUGAGAGUGGUUAUUAUUCACUAUUUUCUGAAGAAGCUGUUUGCUGCCAAUGGAGGUAUCAUUGUAUGGUGACUGAACAUGUAGUUGAACACUAGUAAAAUGAAUCUAAUAUUCAUACCUCCUCAAUUCUCCAGUCCUUAAGUGCAUAUUACAGUUUGUCCAAAGGUAACAUAGUCUUCUGUGCAGUAUAUUUAGUUUUUGCAUUUCUCAUGUCACCGGUUUCAAAAACAAAAGUCCACUGACUGUUUUCAAGAGUUGGAACUUUGCUUCUUAAUCAAAAAAAAAGCAAAUCUGAAACUUAAGUAUCCCAAAUCAGAGCAAGUAUAAUAUCUAGAUUUCCUCACUGACAAAUACUUCAAACCUAUUCAUAGCAGUAAGAAUUUUUGAAUUGUGCUGUGUUUUAAAUAGGCUGCUACGAAGUUGUUUUUGGAUUUGGACUGUUGCAUGCAUCUUUAAUUGCUUUUUGAAAUAACAUUCUAGGCUCCGGAUGUUAUUUUAGCAGAUGGUAUUGGCUGUUGUUCAGUAUUAAUCAUGGUUCAGCACUGAGCAGUUUGAAAUUCUUUGUGGAGUUGUGCUAAUUAAAAAUAAUAAAUGCAGUUAUCAGGGAUAAACUCUAUACUCAAGUUUCAGAACUUUUAAGGAGGGGUUUUUAUGUAAGGGAAAAGUUGCACGCAUCAGUCUGUUAUUGAAAUCUAAAAUGUGCUACUUACUAGCUAUUCUCUAGUGCAAAACACAUUUAGGUGAGGUUGUGUUUACCAUUGUUAAUGCAGUAAUAUAGAGAGUUUAAAGGAAAAUACAUCAGUGUAACUUUGGAUUCUAGGUGCUUUCUUUUAGGUUUUACUAAGUAAUGCAAACAUUAUGCUAUUUCAGACUCCAUGUUGGUAUAUGCAGUUAUCCUGUACACUUUGCACAACAGUUUUAAUAGAUAAACCUUCAUGUAAAGGUCAAGUAGCCAAGUUAUGAGUCUGUACCUUGCAACCAUAUUGUAGUUUACAGAAGUUUUAUGCUAUUUUUAAUCUUUCUGUCCAGGGACUUUUGGUAAGACUUUGCCAGCGUGUUUUUUAUCUGCUUUAAAAUAUUGUGUUGACAGGUGCCAUAAUGUGCGGUCCAAAUGGUAACUUUGGUUUAUUAUUGAGAGAGUGAAUAAGCUCUGCAUUUUAGAAAGGGUAAAGGGAAUCCUGUAAUUGAGAGUAUACACUUGUAUUAUUGUGUUCAGUAUGUCAUGUUGCUUCAACACUAAGUUCAACAACAAGUUAAGUUUUGUAAUUCAAAACAGAUUUUCUUUGUGAAUGAUUGGAUGAUUAGACUGGUUACUUAAGGAUGAAUUGCUAUGCAGCGAAGGUAAAUAGUAGUCCUACACUUUUAUUUUAAUAACUUAUAUGUAAACAUCAGUGACCAGUCUGUGCUUUGCUCUUAUGAAGAAUGAGAAUUCAAAUGAUAAGUUUUCUAUCUGGAUAUUUUAGAGUGUGAGUUUUGCAGUUUCAUUUGGUUUUGUUGAUUAGCUAGGAAAUGAGUUUUGUACAUGUGGCCAACAGCAAGUUAGUAUUUCUUUGAAAGGGAAUGUUAAAGUCUUGUCCUUCCAAAAGUUCAUUUACUUUUAUAAAACAAUAACUUGGAUUUCUAAAUGAUUCAUUAAGUACUUAGAAAUCUUGAAUGAUUUGAUAGUGAACAAUCUGGCAUUGUAACAGUAGUUAUCAGUAUUUACUAAUUGUAAAUAUCAGUUGCCAGACGCUAUAUCUUCCAGUAAUCACUUGACAUGCACAUAUUUCAUGCCCACUUUUGAUGAAUAUUCGCGAACUUUAUCCUACUUGGAUUUAGAAGUUGUCACCUGCCAUUCACGCUUAAGUGAAAUACUGAGUUUUAGCUGAUAUAAUUUUGCUUAGAUACAGGAAAAGAAAAUACCUUCAGUAAUAAUUUAAAAAUAUGGGUGUGGAAUAAUUGUUUAUGUGUCAAAGUAAUUUGUCUAGUUAUAGCAUAUAGCUAUGGUGGUAUGCACCUUAUUUUUUAAAAAAAAAGUCAUUCUUAGCAAUACAAGUAUGGCAUAUUAUAUAACUAGAAUUUUCCAAAUUUCUGAAAAUGAAAAUUUUAUUGCUUUUAAGAUUGACAUUAGUAUAUGCAUUUUUAUAUUCAGAAAGUGGGCGUCUGCAGAAAGUGGAAAUGCCACAAUAAAAUUCAUGCUAAGCAAGUUCAUUUGAAACAUGACCCUGUUUGACCUUGCACAUAUAUAUUUAUAUUCUACAAUUCCAAUUAUUUUGAAUUGAUUUUAGUUCUUCAAAGGGUUCAUGUGAGUGUGUGAGAAUAUGCAUGCUAAAGAGUGCAGCCACUACUUGUAUAGUCUUGCAUUUAGUCACUAAAAUGUAUACAAAGCUUCUGGUAAGAUUUGUAUUAAUUGUAUUCAUGUACUGUAAAAUUUCUUUGCUGUCAUUUUGUUAAUAACUUUGCAUCAAUGUAAAUGAAUGGUAGUCUACCAUCUGUACCUGUUGUGUAAUAUCAUGUGUAAUGUAAACUGUAUUGGGUUUUUACUAAAAUAAGUCAUAUAGUCAAAUUUCGAUUGUCACUUGCAUAGUUAUGACUUUAAAUGCCUGUUUUUUAAAUCAUAAACACACAUGAAUUAAGUAAGUCAAGGAACUGGAAAAUCAAUGUAAGACAUUCAUUUGGAAAGAGAAUGACUCCGUUGAUGGAAACUGACACAUCACAUGCCUGUUUUUGCUUGUUCCCACAGGACUCAAGUUGGUACUUUGUAACAGCACUCCUAGCUGCCAGAUGUAUGAUUUAGACUGAAUUUCUUUAAUAUUUUUGAUGGCUAAUCACCCAGUGAGUUUGACACUGGCCUUAAGUAUUCAGUGAUGUGCCAGAAACAUAGUUUUGGAAAAACCCAAUAAGUAGUUGUGAGGUUGAAUGAGCUCUUCUGUGACAAAAUACUUCAAGAAUCUUUACUAAUUUAGUGUUCAAUUAUUGUUUUUUCUCUUGACUGGGGUUAUGGAAGUGAUGAAUAACAUAUUAGCCCAUAAAUGCAGAAACAUAUCUCCAGAAAUGUUUUUUUUCUGUGGAUCUGAAUCUGUAUCCAAUACCACAUCCACCUAUUAUGUUCUGAUAUUCAAAAAUUUACAUCUUUACUCCUGCACAGAGUAUUGGAGAUGGGGUGAUGUGCUACCCGCCGUACGUCAGGAGAAAUCACCACCAAAUUCCAGAAAACAGUAAGGCUCAAUUGGAAAAAGUUAUUCUGCGUAAUGGGGGGAAUUUCAGAGAAAAAUAACCAGUGGUGCAUUAAGCAGUACUCUUGUUUCUUAAUUGUUACCACUCUUAUCAACCUGUUUUAAUACCAUUUUUAAUUGAAAGAAAAUCUACCUGUUUUAGUUUUACAUACAAAUUUAAAUUGCAUUAAUAUUACAGUAUCCAUUAAAACUUUGAUAAAGCAUUUCUUCUAAUAAAUUAGUUGAGCUACAAAAUGUGUAGUUACACUAGCUGAAAAAAAUUGCACUAUUGAGCAUAUUAUUUAUAAUGUAGGAUCUUGUGAAGAAUUUUCUGAAACUUGGGGAAACUCACACCUAUACCCGAAUAAGUAUGUAACAUGCUUCCCCUUAUUGGGCAUCUAAGUUAUGUAUUACUAUCAAUGAGAUAGUAAGCACUUGGAUUUUGUCAGUUGGGCUCUUCUCUCUGGGGAUAACAUGAGGAAAUACAAGAAGUCUGCCACAAAAUGACAGACCAUCUGGGGAAAAAAAAACUCUUUGUAGGUCUUUCUGUUCAGCCCCAGACCUAAAUGUGAGUAAGUUUAUUGUAUAUUCUCUGUCUGGAAUGUGUGUAGUGAAUUUUUUUAAAAAAAUUCUGUUUUUCAUACUCUGGAGAACUUUGGCUUCCUCCAUUGUCCAUGUCCCCUAAUUGUAGGUUUCACUUUGAUGGCUUGGUUUCGGACACCGCUACAUAAUUUGAAUAAUCAUUUCUUAUAAUCCGGCUGUGUACUUUGUACCCUACUCCAAUUUAAGAAAUGCUGUCAUCAACACUUGGCUCUAUGAUUAUUAUAUCUAAAUUGCAUCAAUGAAAAUGUUAGCUCAGAAUUGAUGUAUUAUACUAUAUAAAAUAUAAUGGAGACAUACAGCCAAAACAUCUUAAUUUUGCGUACACUUAGGUGACAGUACUUAAGUGGUUGAUGUGUACAAUUCUUCAAAAUAUUUAGUUUUUUUUUCAGUGUGAAAGCAUAGGUAAGAAAGGUAUCAGUAUAAUGCUGAGAGAGGAAAAAAGUAAUCUAGAUUUAAUAACAAAGACCAUUGGAGGGACUAGUACCUUUUUGAUUUUCCAGUUGUUUGGCUUGCGUAUUAUUAGGCAAAGGACAGCUAUGUUUUUUUUUUAAAAAAAAAGGACUACUGCACAUAAUGGUGAGUAACCUACCUUUUUCAUGUAUGUUCUGUUCAUCCACCUAACUUAAUUCAUGAUGCUGGGAGCGGGCUGCUUUAUAUGGUAUUGUGCUCAACUGUCAUUACUGUAUUAUAUAACUUAUCAUUUGUACUAUUGUAACAUAUGUUCUGUAUCUUUUAUUUUCUAUGUAAUGGUUUUGUAGCAGAUCAGUUAUUGUUUUUGCCAUUUAAACAGCAGCAAAGAUCAGGAGCCUGUUGCUUAAAAUAAGGAAAUUAAAUUGUCAGUAUCUGUAA
Molecule: messenger RNA, 7169 nt
Organism: Hypanus sabinus (Atlantic stingray)
Lineage: Eukaryota; Metazoa; Chordata; Chondrichthyes; Myliobatiformes; Dasyatidae
Gene: epn2
Product: epsin 2
Exons: 9
Coding region: 602-2371 (589 amino acids)
Biological process (GO): endocytosis
Cellular component (GO): endosome; plasma membrane; clathrin vesicle coat
Molecular function (GO): clathrin binding; phospholipid binding
Source: RefSeq, a predicted model, not a curated record